Messenger RNA from Parastagonospora nodorum SN15, 312 nucleotides. RefSeq lists its product as hypothetical. The transcript has 2 exons. NCBI's taxonomy places the organism in Eukaryota, Fungi, Ascomycota, Dothideomycetes, Pleosporales, Phaeosphaeriaceae. The record is from RefSeq and is a predicted model, not a curated record. The coding region runs from base 1 to 312 and encodes 103 amino acids.
AUGAGAGCCCACCCCCUAUCCUCCCUCGACCUCCAAUCGCACAUGCGCAACUACGGCCGCUACAUCACCAUCUUCCCCUUCCCGUACCCUCACCGCGCCGACGCCGUAUAUCGCGCCCUGAUUCUCAACGCCGAGUUUGUGAAUAUGGUUAUGGGAAUGGGGCAUGAGGAACUCUCAGCAAAAUUCUUCGAUCCCUCACUACUCAUCCCAUCCUUCCUCCAGUACCACCACGGCCUCGACCCCAACGACUCCUACGCCACCAGCCCAACCCCCUUUUAUCAAAACACCCCUCUGCCAGUUGUGGCCACCUAA